GGAUCUUGUACAAUCGACAGACAUCGCGUUUUUAAACACAUAUAUUGACAGCCGAUGCUCAACGCCAAGAGCCGAACCUGGGGUUUAGCUGAACAGCCUCAUCUUAUGACCAAUAAUGUUGCCAGAACAAACUCCUACGGAAAACGCGCUGCAAACCUUCCGGAUGGUUCGGAAGUGUCAUUAGUAUGCGUGAAGGUCGACCCUGGAUACACUUGGAGGCGGGCUGACAUUGCGGUCUGGCCCGCCGCGCAACCCUACUUUCAUAACACAGUCUUCUGCGCAUCCGAAUAACGCAACUUGAUUUCAAGAGUUUGGAACCGAGGAUCCCAGCUAUAGCUCAGAAUACGCAGCAGAUUCUGUACUCGGCACUGGCCCAAGGACGAUUGCAGCCCCCACUGUCUCGAAUGACCAGUUCACGACCAAGAACAGGUCUUUUGGUGCAAUGGCCGAACUGCCUACAGAAGAACAGGCUAAACUGGCAAAAGAAAACAGAAGCUUCGAAAUAAUCAUAAUCGUAAGCUCCUUCACCAUAUUUGCCAUGAUCGCCGUCGGCCUCCGCCUCUUUACGCGCCUCAAGAUCACCAAGAUGUUCGGACAAGAAGAUGUCUUCAUAAUUUUUGCCAUGGCCUCAGCCAUCGCACUGGGCGGGUUCCAGAUCAAAGAAGCUGCAUGGGGCAACGGCCGGCAUCAAUUGUUUAUGGACCAGACUGCCACUGAGUGGAUGUUGAUAUACCUUUAUUGCAGCAUCCCCACCUACAACAUUGCCCUAUUCUUCGUCCGAAUCUCGAUAUUACUACAAUAUCGCCGCAUCUUCGUAUUUUCACGUGGUGUGUGGAGCGCAAACACAUUUCUUAUGGGUGUCAGCGCGGCAUUCGCAUUGGAGUCGGUCUUUGUUGGGGUGUUUCAGUGUGUCCCGAUUGAUGCAUUCUGGGACACCAAGAAGAUGCCAGCCGCACGCUGCAUCAACGUAAUCGCGUGGUACUAUGCCAAUGCCGGGUUAAACGUUGCUGUUGAUCUACUUAUAGCUGUGUUACCAGUGCGAGCUAUCUGGCGCCUUCACAUCCCUGCAAAGCAGAAGGUUGCCGUACAGCUAAUUCUUACAAUGGGCUGGGUUAUCUGUAUCGUAUCGAUCCUUAGGCUUCAUUCAUUGAUCGUACUCGGCAAGCACCCAGAGGACAUUUCGUGGCACGGCGCUGCGCCAGCCUACUUCUCUGCGAUAGAGGUCAACCUAGGCAUCGUGUGUGCUUCACUGCCAGCUCUGAAGCCUUUAAUUGCUAGGGUAGUACCGGAAUUUCUGAUGCGACAACUCAGCCAUUUAAGCCGCCUCACCAGGACUGCGACCUCCGAUCAUCAGUCAUGUAUGCUUUCAGAAGAUGACCAUCGCUGGCAUGCGGCGAUUGGCGACGAUCUCACGCCGCCUUCGCCUCUGCCACCUGAUCAGGUCUUCGUCACGAGGGAGUUCGGACGACACUCUGAAAUUAAUACGAAUUUGGGAGAGGUUGAGAGGACAUAUCACACGGGCUGACCCAAAACGAUAGCCCUUGGGAAUCUACCUCAUACUGCUGUAA
Paraphaeosphaeria sporulosa is the source of this 1568-nucleotide messenger RNA. RefSeq lists its product as uncharacterized. Lineage: Eukaryota; Fungi; Ascomycota; Dothideomycetes; Pleosporales; Didymosphaeriaceae. Bases 443 to 1525 code for a protein of 360 amino acids. The record is from RefSeq and is a predicted model, not a curated record. The transcript has 4 exons.